Xenia sp. Carnegie-2017 is the source of this 2005-nucleotide messenger RNA. Its product is annotated as E3 ubiquitin-protein ligase UHRF1-like. Bases 140 to 1411 code for a protein of 423 amino acids. Gene Ontology annotation, biological process: protein ubiquitination; negative regulation of gene expression via chromosomal CpG island methylation. The transcript has 10 exons. NCBI's taxonomy places the organism in Eukaryota, Metazoa, Cnidaria, Anthozoa, Malacalcyonacea, Xeniidae. Gene Ontology annotation, molecular function: ubiquitin protein ligase activity. The record is from RefSeq and is a predicted model, not a curated record.
AAUUCAUGGAUGGAAAAUAGCCAACACAACACGUGGGUGUGGAGGAUAUGGAUGGAUUGCAAUUCUUGACUAGAGCCCGUCCCAUGAAUUUCAUUUUAUAGUUAAGUAUGGUAGCUAUCGAUGAAAAUUUUUUUGCAAAAUGAGCUUGAGUGAGUAUGAAAAGCAACGGCUGAGAAAUAUUGAAUGUAACAGAAAGAUUUUGGAGAGUCUAAAUAUUCCUGGACUCGAUGAUCUCGGUUGUCUUCCUUCAAGGAAACCACAUGCUACCAAAAAUGUUCAAGGUGUUAAAAGGAAAAGAAAGUCUUGUGAAAUGAAGCGGAGGAGCAACUCUGAUAAAACGCUGCAUGUCACAAAUGAAAAAAGGUUCCAUGGAUAUUUGACAAGGUCAAAAAAAUCUCGAUUGUCUGAUAUUGAGAAUGGUACUUUGGAUGAUGGAAAAGACCUCUAUGAAAUUGAUGAUGAUGACGAUGAUCCAGAUUAUCGCAAGCGAAGGCCGAAAUUUACUGAUAAAAUUUAUGGAAGCAUACCUGGAAUCUCAGUCGGAACUGUUUGGCAAAUGCGAAUUGAUUGUUCUCAUGAUGGUGUCCAUAGACCUACCGUAGGUGGAAUCCAUCGUGGUUACGAUGGUUGCUACUCUAUUGCUCUGUCUGGAGGAUAUGAAGACGAUUUGGAUUUUGGCGAGUGUUUCACUUUUACUGGGGAAGGAGGACGAGAUCUUAAAGGAACAAAAGCAAACCCAAAGAACUUAAGAACUGCUCCUCAAUCAAAAAACCAAACUUUAACCAGAGGUAACCUUGCUCUUACUAAGAAUAUUGAAAACGGAAAACCAGUACGAGUUAUUCGCGGUUAUAAACUAAAGAGUGAUUUUGCACCAGAAGAAGGGUAUCGUUAUGAUGGUUUAUACACCGUCGAGAAAUUUUGGGAAGCGACUGGUUUGAGUGGCUUUAUCGUUUACAAGUUUGCCUUGAAAAGAUGCCCUGGACAGGCUCCACCCCCCUGGUCUGAUGAGUUUAAGGGAUCCCUUUCGAUUAAAGAUGAUUCAGAAAUUGAUCAGUCUUCAUUGAAUGCUAGUCAACAAGGCGACGAAGAUCAAGUUUCUUCCAACAUUGCUCACAAACUUCCAUCGGAUCCUCUCGAACCUAAAACGGAGACACCUGCCGAGAACGCUGACGACACUUCUUACGAAAGGCAUAUCCCCACGCGAGUAGAUGAGAAACAAAUUAUCUCAGAGAUUGACGAAGCCACUAAACUAGGCGAGACAGCGUUUGUUGCAAUAGAAUCGACCAACUCUGCAGCAACAGUUGCCAAUGAGACAAAGAUUGUUAAACAAGAAUCGGAAAAUUCAGAUAAAACUGCUGUUGUUGUUGGGGAGACGCCAUUGGUUGGAAGAGAUGACCAACAACUCGAAUAGAAUUUUUACGCCUGCCAUGCACAUGGAUAAUGAAAGAUUGAGAAUAGAUGAUGAAGUUUAUGGAAAUUAGUUAAGUAAACUCAGUUUUUUGCCAUGAAAUAGUUUUAAAGUUUUGUUAAAAUCUAGAAGAUUUUCAUUUUUGUGAUUGCCGUACUUUAAUUAACAGACAAGUUUAUUUACUUAGCGCUAAAUUCAUGGAUUUCCAUGAUAUAAUUUUAGAGUUUGUUAAAAUCUAGUUGAAAUAGUUUUAAAGUUUUGUUAAAAUCUAGAAAAUUUACAUUUUUGUGAUUGCCGUACUUUAAUUAACAGACAAGUUUAUAUACUUAGGGCUACAUUCAUGGAUUUGCCAUGAUAUAAUUUUAGAGCUUGUUAAAAUCUAGUUGAAAUAGUUUUAAAGUUUUGUUAAAUGUGCUGUUAAAAUCUAGUUGAAAUAGCUCUAAAGUUUUGUUAAAAUCUUUAAUCUCAAAUUUUUGUAAGUGCCUCAGUUUUAUUAUUAGACAAAUGUACUAUUGUACUUACUUACAUAAUGUAAGGUGAACAAAUGCUUCUACAUAAACAUUGAUAUAUUUUUGUCAAAAAAAUUAGUUCCUUUCA